This is a messenger RNA of Cantharellus anzutake, 1475 nucleotides long. RefSeq lists its product as uncharacterized. The transcript has 7 exons. Gene Ontology annotation, biological process: aromatic amino acid biosynthetic process. The record is from RefSeq and is a predicted model, not a curated record. The coding region runs from base 145 to 1374 and encodes 409 amino acids. Gene Ontology annotation, molecular function: 3-deoxy-7-phosphoheptulonate synthase activity. NCBI's taxonomy places the organism in Eukaryota, Fungi, Basidiomycota, Agaricomycetes, Cantharellales, Hydnaceae. Gene Ontology annotation, cellular component: cytoplasm.
CGCAUUGAGUUUUUUUCCAUUCACUUUGCAACAUCCUCUUCUGUCAAGAACGCUGUCAAGAAUCGCACCGUAUCUUUAUACUCAGCGUGUUGGGGUGCACCUUAGGCUCUUAGGCCACUUGUUCUUUAUCCCGUUGCCCUCGAAAUGUCUACUGUGAAAGACGCAGUCUCGAAACUGACAAACCGUCGCGUCAAAGCGAUCGCGCCCUUGAUUCCACCCCAGAUCCUCAUGGAGGACUACCCCCUAACUCUCCGAGCAGCGGAUACGGUACUCGAAGGGAGGAGCCAGGUAGAAGCGAUUCUUAGAGGGGAUGAUGAUCGAUUACUUGUUGUGGUCGGGCCGUGCUCUGUACAUGAUGUCGAGGCUGGUGUUGAGUACGCCAAGUCCCUGAGAGCCUACGCGGAGACUGCAAAGGAUGAGCUCCUCAUCCUCAUGCGAGUCUACUUUGAAAAGCCCAGAACAACUGUUGGGUGGAAAGGUCUUAUUAAUGACCCUCUAAUGAAUGGGUCCUUCAAAAUCAACCUCGGGUUGCGAACCGCCCGAAAUUUCCUUUUAAACAUCACGUCUUUGGGACUCCCAACAGCUUGCGAGUUCCUCGACACCAUCACUCCCCAAUAUAUUUCCGAUCUUGUCUCCUGGGGCGCUAUUGGGGCCCGCACCACCGAAUCACAAGUCCACCGCGAACUAGCCUCGGCACUCAGCAUGCCUAUCGGAUUUAAAAAUGCAACAGAUGGUGGCGUGGAAAUAGCCGUUGAUGCAUGCCGCGCCGCAAGGAGCGGUCAUGUCUUCCUUUCCGUUGGAAAGGAGGGCUUGAGCUCCAUUGUUGAAACCGAAGGUAACCCAGACACGCACAUAAUCUUACGCGGUGGAAAAAGUGGGCCAAAUUAUGAGGCCCAGCAUGUAAAAGCCUGUGUGGCGAAACUGAGCAAGGCGGGAUUAACUGAGAGGGUUAUGAUCGACUGUUCCCAUGGGAAUUCCCAGAAGAUUCAUCACAAUCAACCUAAAGUCGCUGACAACAUUGCCAUCCAGCUCGAAGAUCCCGACUCUGAAACCGCCCAUUCGAUCAUGGGCGUGAUGAUCGAGAGCAAUUUGGUGGAGGGGAGACAGGAUAUCCCGGCUUCCGGUCCAUCGGGUUUGAAAUAUGGACAAUCCGUCACCGAUGCUUGUAUCUCCUGGAUAUCGACGGUGCCAGUUCUUGACCGUCUCCGACAAGGCGUGAGGGCCCGUCGUAGGAAUAAAAGGUUGGUCUAUGAAAGGAGCGUGGAAGUAGUUGCCAAAAGUGGGACCACUACUCCAAUCUUCCCAUCGCCCGAUGGGCAGACGAGUGUCCCGCUCCCUAGCGGUGCUAAUGGUUUCGCAAACGGAGUCCAUUGAUCCUCUCCUCGACGAUAUGUUACUUGUCCAAAUGCCAUGCUGACCCUGUAUGUACGUGUAUAUGCAAUAUCUACAUGAAUAUCAUUAGUCUUGAGUCCCUC